Patiria miniata (bat star) is the source of this 510-nucleotide messenger RNA. RefSeq names its product echinoidin-like. The transcript is spliced from 2 exons. The record is from RefSeq and is a predicted model, not a curated record. Gene Ontology annotation, molecular function: signaling receptor activity. NCBI's taxonomy places the organism in Eukaryota, Metazoa, Echinodermata, Asteroidea, Valvatida, Asterinidae. The coding region runs from base 1 to 510 and encodes 169 amino acids.
AUGGUGGCGUCAUGCACCGCAGCGUGCGGGUGCUUUAUCGGCCAAUGUGAGCCGGGCUGGGUUCAGUUCAGAGAUCACUGCUACAAGUUCGUGCCCCGUAGUAAGCUGUCGGUUACGUUCCAUGAAGCUGAGGCGUACUGCCAGGGGUUCUCCACCCUAAACGGGACGGGCCACCUAGCUUCAGUGCAGGACCAAGAUGAGAACGAUUUCAUCUUGGACAUAGCCACGAUGGCCGGCAUGCGUGGAAACUUUUGGAUUGGUUUCACCGAUACCCAGAAUGAAGGAACAUUUGUCUGGACAGACGGUAGCCCCACUCCGUACAAAAACUGGAGAUCAGGCAGCCCAGACGACGGAGGGUCUGGUAGGAGUGAGGACCAGGCGGAGAUGAGCUCUACCAGAGAAUGGAACGACACCAAUGGCGACAGUAAGACCCUACGCCGCGGCUUCAUGUGCAAGAUGCCCGUCUUCGACAAGAAGAAGUUUGUCACCAGGGCAUGCUCUGGCAAGUAA